UUCUUUCUCAUUUUCUUCGUUUUCAUUUUCUUCUUCAAUCUCAUUCAAUUCUUGUUUCCAUUUGGGGUUUUCCUUCUUCUCUUCAGUCUUUUCUUCAAUUAACCAAUCUUCCAAUUUAAUAUCCUUCUCAUUUUUAGAAAUAUUUUUGUUUAUUUUAAUUUCAAAUUUCCCAAAUUUAAAUUCUAAUCCAGCUGAAUUUAAGACAUCUCUUGCCUUUGGCAAUACAUAAUAAACACAAAAUGGAUUUAAUAUCUUUGCUAUAUUUUCUCCAAAUGAAUGUUUUAGUGUCCCACAAAAUUGAAGAAUUCGUAAAAAUUUAAUGACAGAUUCAGUAUCUUCUUCAUUCUCCUGAAGAAAAAAUCUUUUUAGCGAACAUUUUUUAUUAAGUAUGAAAAAUAAUAAUCCUGGACAUUGUAAAGGAAGGAAAUAGGAGGGAAAAAGCUUUUUUCAAAUGGAUAAAGUCUUUGUUUGUUGUUAUCUUAGGGGUAAAAUGGCCUAUGAAGAGUUGGUUGUUGUGCUUUUAUUUAGCACAGAAGCAAGAAAUUUUUGGUAUUUUUUAGCGGGUUCAGCUUCCUCGAGUGUUCUCGAUUAUGCAGAACAGAGGAUAAAUUCUCAAUUUUAG
Molecule: messenger RNA, 622 nt
Organism: Meloidogyne enterolobii
Lineage: Eukaryota; Metazoa; Nematoda; Chromadorea; Rhabditida; Meloidogynidae
Source: the annotation of a GenBank genome assembly